Molecule: messenger RNA, 1725 nt
Organism: Trichoderma virens Gv29-8
Lineage: Eukaryota; Fungi; Ascomycota; Sordariomycetes; Hypocreales; Hypocreaceae
Exons: 1
Coding region: 1-1437 (478 amino acids)
Source: RefSeq, a predicted model, not a curated record
AUGGAUUCAAUGGCAUCCAUGGUUGACCGAAAGGCUGCAGCUUCUGAUUUUGUACCACCUCCUACGACCAACAUGCCGACUCAUCGCGAAGUGCGUGCGCCGUCAGAUCCAGUGGCCGAGCGAAAAGUGCGACAGGCCAUUGAAGACGCGGCAUCGCGAAACACACAGCUUCUGGGCGAGCUUGAAGCUACAGCACAUGCACCUGGGCUUUUCGGCAACAACCAGGUAAAAAUUGAACAUGUUGACAAACGACUGGCUGAUCUCGAGCCCGAGGUUGAGAAAGCCAUUGCCACGGCCAACUCGCAGCUGAAGAGCCACAAGAGCUACAGGGACUCGGUCGCCAAGAAAUUCGUCUAUACCGUGCUGAAUAAGAAGAGUGCUUUCGAGGACAAGGCAAUGCGAGAGGAGAAGGCAUACCACGAAGUGCUUGAGAAGCGUCACAAAGUCGAAGCCAAGCUGAAUGAUCUCAAGGCGGAUAAGGCGGCCCUGACGGUCGAGAUGAAGGAUUUACAAGAGUUGGUGAAUCGACACGGCGCUGCGCACAAAGAAAUCGAUGACCUGUAUUCGCGUAUUUUCGACGGUCCCACGGCGGGAUUUGCAGACGAGGAUGAACAGGAAGAGUCACACAAGUUGGCCAAGUUGGCCUUGCAAGAGAGGACUGAAGCACUUAAGGCGGCCGUGCGAGGCGUCAGAUCCGCUCAAGCUGUCAAGGUGGCGAUUGAACGUGCCCUGUUUGAGAAACAGCGCGCAGUUUUCGAGAACCACUCAGAUAUAUUCUCACAACGUGGCGUCCAUACGAUUCUGAAACGCUGUGUUGCAUAUAUCAACCGCGGACUUGAGCUCUGCACCGAUGCAAUCGAAGCAAUACAGGAACCUCCUGGACCUGAUCUGAUACAAGCUAAGAACGCUCUUGCUCAACUUUUUGUCAGUGCGAGGGCGGCAGCACAAGAGCGAUUCACUAGCAAGUCACAAAAUACCGAACUUUUGGAAAGGCUGGGGGCCACAUUGGCGAAAGCGCUGGAUGCUCAGAAGCAGUAUGUUGAGGCCAUGAAGACGGUUAGCGCAUCGAGAAGAGAGUCUAUUCGAAGGACAGCAAGAGCCUUGGAAGACGAGCGACGUGGCUUACAACAGAUCCGACAGAGCGCAUUCGAAACUACUGUUGGCUUCGGUGCCGCGGCUCCUGCAUAUCACGAGUGUUGCGAUCGAGCUCCUGGGUUUGAGCAAGAUUCUAAUGAGCAAUCCGCAUCUAUUUCUGAGCCAGAAGUCCUGGAGAUUCCUGAGGACGCAGAACCUCCUCCUGAUUACAUGUAUUCCGAAGACGGGCAGGCACCCAAAGCGGCAGAGGCAGAACCAGGAUCUAGCUCUCAGAGCCAUGGCUCUCCAUAUGGCGGGGAAGCUACCCAUUCCAACCCACGGGGCCUCCAAGAGGUUACCUAACUGAAUAUGAGAUAUGAGGGCGUUGAUUAUGGCAGGCGUCUGUUUACGAUUUUGAUAUCUUUUAAUGCGGCACACGAGCCUUUUGAUCUGUUUCGCUGGUUGAUUUUCCAUACUAACGCUUUGAAUGUGCGAUUUAUUACUGCCGUGUUGUAAUCGUAAUGGCGAGGAUAUCUGUUUUUGAAUACCAUGAUGAUAUAUGGAGUUACUCGAACCUGGCUGUACCUUGACCUAGCAGAAUUUGUCUUAGGCAAAGUAUCAUCAAUACAUGUAUACACAAAGAUUGAGUUU